Molecule: messenger RNA, 818 nt
Organism: Phlebotomus papatasi
Lineage: Eukaryota; Metazoa; Arthropoda; Insecta; Diptera; Psychodidae
Product: STING ER exit protein
Exons: 3
Coding region: 87-767 (226 amino acids)
Source: RefSeq, a predicted model, not a curated record
GUCAAACAAACGUAAACAAAACAUUCAAGUAAUCGCGAUUUUUGUGGAUUUAAUUUGUGAGAAUUAGUGAAUUAUUUAAUUAGAAGAUGCCAAAAGUAGUCUCAAGGAGUAUUGUUUGCUCUGACUCCAAGGAUCAAGAAGAAUACAAUGAGACAAAGCCACUGAAUAUCUACUAUUGCUUGUGUGGAAUGAUGUCCUUGAUUUUAGACUGCAAUAUCGAAAAGCUUCCCCUACGUCAGGAAGAUGGGGCAAGAGUUAUUGAUGGAGCUCAUCAUGCCCAUAAAAUUACAAGUAUCCCAGAUGAAACAACUUAUAUUCGGAGGCCGAAGGGAAUUGAACGGCAGUUCCGAAUGAAAUGCAAACGUUGCUCCCUGCCACUCUACUAUCGUCACAGCACCAGCAGCAAUGUGACAUUCAUUUUCCGGGGAGCUCUUGUGUCUUCUCGGGUAGCAUCGGAAAAUACAACAAUUGGAAAUUCCUUCGAUGUUUACCAGCAAGUAGCUCAGACAGCUCCACGUAAAAUCAUGGUUACGAAACACACGAAGAACAUGGGCAAGUUUAGCUCAGUAACAGUGUCGACAAUUGAUGAGGAAGAGGAUGAAAUUGAAGCACGUGAAAUUGCCGACAGUUAUGCGAAUAAUGCGAGAAUAAUUGAGAAGCAAUUGCAGAGAAAAUCUGGCAAAGGAGCAGAAUGCCCGCAGAAAGUUGAUAAUGAAGCUGGGCCAAGUCAGAGCAAAAAACCCCGUGGAACUCUUAUCGAUAAAUAAAUUGUGACUAAAUAAAGAAAUUAUUUAAACACCAAAUCGAGAUAUUUUUUU